UGUGGAAGCAUGUUCAGUAAAUUGAAGUUCCUGAAGUUCUUGUUCAAUUUCUAUGUGAAAACGUAGAAUUUCUCCAUAAAAAUACCCGAUUUUCUCUCAUGCAAACCUCACAUGGAGCUCAUUAUGGCUUUAAAGAGCUUAAAAGAGAUAUUUCCACUGCCUAAUUGUCGCAGAAUUAUGACACUUUUCGUGAAAUUAUGGACAUUGUUGAUGUAUGUCCUCAAGCGAAAUAUGCGAGCAGUUAUAGAACAUCAGACAAUAAGAUAUUCAACAUUUGAAUUAUCACCAUUAUCACAGCAAAGAUUAAAACUUGUAAGAAGAAAGAUAUUUGUCUUGGACUUGGAUGAGACUCUGAUACAUUCACAACGAGAUGGAGUUGGUAGAAAAUCACUUUAUCCUAAUAUGCCUGCAGAUUUUGUUUUAAGGGUAACAGUUGAGCAUCAGACAGUAAGAUUUCUUGUUCAUAAAAGACCACAUCUUGACUUUUUCUUAGGACUGGUUUGCCAGUGGUUUGACUUGGUGGUUUUUACAGCAAGUUUAGAGAGAUAUGGAAUGGCUGUAACAGAUAAAAUUGACAAUAAUAAAGGAUUUUUUACUAGACGAUAUUUCAGACAUCAUUGCACCUUACACCUUGGGACAUAUAUCAAAGAUCUAUCUAUUAUAAGUGAUGAUUUAUCAAGCAUUUUUAUUCUGGAUAAUUCUCCUGGGGCAUAUAUGAAUAACAAAGAUAAUGCAAUUCCAAUCAAAUCAUGGUUUGCAGAUCCAUCAGAUACAGCUCUGUUAAAUAUUUUACCAAUGUUGGAUGCUUUGCGCUUCACUGCUGAUGUUAGAUCAGUACUAAGCCGUAAUGUCCACCACUAUCCAGCAUGGUAAUAGCACCAUACAGUUUUCACAAUGUAAUUAGUGUAUAAUUAUUGCGAAUGACGUAAUAUCUGCCACUCGCUCCUCAUAUAAUCAUAAAUUACCUUUGUCUCAGUGCAUAGCAUCGCCUCACUACCUUCACCAGUAAAUACACGAAGUAUUGAAGUAAUAAUACCAAUGUUCACACUAAGUUAUGUUCACUGCAGGCUCGGUGAUGUUUAGUGUAGGGAACUUUAUUAACUUCAAGAUUUUAGUAUUGAAAUGUUGUGUAAGGCUGUUAGAACUCUGAAACACUAAGAUAUUUUACAAUUACUAAAACAAAAAAAGAAAAUAAAGAGACUCCUGUUUCUGGUUCUCUGGCACGCGUAUUAGCGACAAUUAUUAACGUCUAUAUAAGACGGGGUCGGGUCAUUUCGUCGUUUUCGUACCCAAUACCCAUUUCCUUAUCCGGGAAAAUUACCUGGGGUAAUUACAUGGAGUUAGAAAAGGCCUGGGAAAGAUGACAUCAGGCAGGAGCCGCCACUUACCUCGACAACAAUAGCGACAGUUUUGUCAAGUGUUGAUGAAAAUUUAGAAGAAGAUUGAGAAAAAGAUUUGGUAACAGGAAAACAGAUAAUGAUUGUGAAUUAUAAUUUCUAAAUUAUUACACAAAUAUUUUAAAAGAAAGAAUUUACCUUGACUUUGU
Molecule: messenger RNA, 1546 nt
Organism: Dendronephthya gigantea
Lineage: Eukaryota; Metazoa; Cnidaria; Anthozoa; Malacalcyonacea; Nephtheidae
Product: CTD nuclear envelope phosphatase 1-like
Exons: 9
Coding region: 112-873 (253 amino acids)
Molecular function (GO): protein serine/threonine phosphatase activity
Source: RefSeq, a predicted model, not a curated record